CAGCAGACUUUCGUUGCCCAGAUUUCAUCAUCUGUCCAGUAGUUGAAGCAACACACUGACAGACACUUACCUCAUCUGGUAAAGUGCAGGGAAUAAUGAUUUGCUGCUGCUGGUUUCAUUGUUUGGUCAGGCGUUUUGCAGCAGCCAGCGUUAGUUCUCUGAAAUCAAAGGCACGAGUUAACUAUGACUCCCAUGGUGCAUUUUAGCAUCAAUAUCCAAUCACUGAGCUUAAAAUCCUUAAUCAUUUUAUUUUCACAUAAAAUAAACACUGAACUGCAGCUCUGACUCAGCUGCCUCUCAGCAGUAAGGACAGCUGAGGCUUAUGGGUAUUGUAGUCUUUAGAACUGACAGGAAAACAGUUGAAACAAUCGCAAGCCUCGUGUGUCUGUUGUUAGAAAAGUGUUAAAUAGAUUCACACUUAUCAGUGAAAAUAUGCUGAUGCAUUGUGGGAAAUGUAGUAUCCAGUGUUUUUGGAGCUUGAGCCAAAGCAGAGGUGAAAGGUCAGGCUCUGCUGCUCUGAUUUUGAUGGUUCUGUUCUGUCUCUUCCUCCCAGCUCGAAGAAGGAGCGACUUUAAAUCAGUGGAAUGAGCCUUUAAUAUCUUGCAGGUAAACAGUGAGUGUCUCUGUCACUCGGGCUUUCCCCAUUCUCACUUCCUCCAUCUACACCUCCCUCUCUUUGUCUCAUUCACUUUAUUCCUCAUUCUGUCACUCUCACAACCCCCACCCCACCCCACACACACACACACCCCGAUGGGCGGUGUACGUAGCUGCAUGUGCGCCCCUCCUCUCCCAUAAUGUCUGGAUAAUAGCGGGUGUCAAGUGGAUUUGAACUUGCAGCCAGUGCUGAGAGGUGGAAGAGGUCCGGACCGAGAGAGGAGCCGCUGCUGCUGCUGCUGCACCGCUCACACGCUGCUGUUCAUCUGGGACCUCCGGGAAUUUGGUUUGGAAAAGUUUUCAGUCACAAACCGGACACGAGCCAACUGGAUUUUCGGACUUUUCUGUAGGAGUUAGAAGAUUGUGUUGAGAUGAUUCCUCACAUCCUCACACACCUGCUCUGUCUGGUGUGUCUGUGCUCUGCUCGUCCUCAACCAGCACCAUCACACUCAAUGAGGAUGGAGAAGAACUCCCCUGCAGUUGGUUCUCUGGCGGGCCGGGUGGUGCUGCCCUGUCACUUCUCCAUAAUGCCGCCUGCUCCUAGCAGCUUGACCCACGCCCCCUCACACACCACAAACACUCCCACACCUGCACCUUUCCUCCUCCCCAACGCUCCUCAAACCCCCAGUCCUGAGGAGCUGCUGAGGAUCAAGUGGACGAAGCUGGAGGGAGAGGGGGAGAAGGUGGUGCUGGUGGCCCAGGGAGGUGUGGUCAAGGUGGGCCAGGAGUACAGGAACAGGGUGUCAGUGGCCAGCCACCCGCUGUCGAUCGGGGACGCCUCUCUGAUGAUAGUGAAACUCAGGGCCAGUGACGCAGGGCUGUACCGCUGUGAGGUGAUGCACGGGAUGGAGGAUACUCAAGACACCGUCAGCCUCAACGUCACCGGUGUUGUGUUCCACUACCGAGCGAGGACCAGCCGCUACACUCUGGACUUUCCUGGAGCUGUGGAUGCGUGUCGUGCUGCUGGCGCCUCCAUCGCUUCACCUGAACAACUGAUGGCUGCUUUUGAGGACGGCUUGGACCAGUGUGACGCAGGCUGGCUCGCCGACCAGUCGGUCAGAUAUCCAAUCACCUUGCCUCGUUCCGGCUGUUUGGGUGAUCUGAUGAGCAGGCCAGGAGUGAGAACGUACGGCAUCCGCGACCCCACAGAGAAAUACGAUGUGUACUGCUUCGUAGACAAACUACACGGUGAGGUCUUCUACCCUCCAUCUCUCAGCGAUAAGCUCACUCUGCAGCAGGCGAGAGAGGAGUGCGAGAAGCACGAUGCUGUGCUGGCGUCGCCCGGUCAGCUGUUCGCUGCCUGGAGGCAGGGGCUGAACCGGUGCGACUACGGCUGGCUGGCCGACGGCAGCGUCCGCUACCCCAUCACCGUCCCCAGGCCUCAGUGUGGAGGCGGUCUGCUGGGCGUUCGCACGCUUUACAAAUACGAAAACCAAACCGGCUACCCAGACCCCACAGACAAGCACGGAGCUUUCUGCUUCAAAGCCAAACUACCGGAGCCGACGACCAUGAGUCCAGCGAUGACUCCAGCCGCCUACAAACCUGACGACUCUACGUCUGAACCCCACACUCCAACAGCAGAGCCACUCUUAGUCCCUGAAAGAGCUGAAAUUCAAAGAGCACCAGAGCCUGUUGCACAUUCAACAGAGAGACCACACACAGCCUCACCCGACCAACACGGACUCCCCCACACCUCCCCUCACACCACAGCCGCCGUGACCCCCACUCCCAUCCUAGACGACGACGAUAUCCAACAGUUUCACGUAAACAGGGUCGAGGCGGUGCCAGCUAGAGGAGACGUCGUGGACCCCAUGCAGCUCCCCCCGUUACCCACCACCCGCUCACAGACCGCACACCUUGACAUCUUCCACGGCGGAGAGGAGGGAGGCCAAGCGGGGGCAGGCCGAGACGAGAGCAGCGGCAGCGGGGAGGGAGGCAGCAGCGAUGACAGCUCCAGUGGGACUGAGGUGGGAGCAGCGGUGACCCCAACACAGGUGUGGGCGGAAACCAUAUCGAAACCAAGCUGGCUUCCAGAGAUGACCACAGGGCCGGAGCUGGGCGUAGAAACCACAUUGAAACCAUUGCACCUUCCAGAGAUCACUCUACAGCACGUCGACUCAGAGAUCCUCACCCCAGAGCCAGGCCUCCCAGUCGGCAGUGGAGACGCCGGGCAACAGCAGCAACAACAACCUGCAGUGGUUUUUAAAGAGGAUGUCACCCCCGCAGCUGCGCUGACAGUUGACCUCGACCCGUUGCUGGCCUUUCCUGCAGGUGGUGAAGAGACGUCGGCCAAACCACCUUUCCAUCUCAUCAUCGUUAACAUCCACGACAAGAAUCAGUCAGUUGACCAGAUCCUGGAUAUCCUGAACCAGCCUGUGAGCGGCGUCGAUGGCCCCCAGUCCCUGUUCCCCCAGAUCACUGACCUUUCACAGAUAACCAGCGAGGCCAUUCAGAGCAGCGGAGACAUCGACUCUCUCGAUCCUGCGCCCAUCAACCUGCCUCCAACUGUCAGCUUUGUCAAUGGAAAACAUGAGGUGACAUUUGAACCAGAGCGACCAGAGGAAGCUAGAGGGGAUCAGUUUGAGACAGCUACUCCUGUUCGGGUAGAAGACAUUGUCGUAGAGAAGGAGGAGGAGACGGAGGAAAGCGCGACUCCUUUUGACUACAGUGUCAUUGAAAUCCACACAGAGGAGACGCCUACAGAGGAGACGAGCGAUGCCGUCACUCACACUCCAGAUACGUACCCAGAUGAAGUUACAGACACGGUUCCUUAUGUCUUUACUGACUUUGACAGAGUCACAACUCAAGAACCAGAUGAUCAGACCAUCACCACACCCCCAUAUACACCCCAUGUCUCAUCACCAGCCCCUACCACACCAUCGGGCCCAGUCCUCCCCGGAGUCUCUCAGCCUGUCAGUGCUGCGGUCUCCGUCUACGAGGACAUGGAGGGUUCUGCAAGCGUAAGCACUGACGUUGUUAUGCAGGAGGGCUCUGCAGACGACGUGUCGCCCACCCCGGCCUCAGACAUCCAGUUAGGUGUGAUGACAGAUGAGACUGAAAUUGGGGGGACAGAGCCUCCUACUUUUGUCCCAGACACAGAGUCACGAGAGACCACCACCCAGACCCAGACUGAGGACUUUGAGGGUUCUGCCUCUGGAGAAGACGAAGCGUCAGGGCAAGAGCCACCAGAGACGCCCGGUCUUACCAGCACAGUACAACCCAUUCACUCUACCCUUCACACCCAGCCGCCUCAACCUGCAGCAGGUACCGAGGUCACAGAAGUCCCUGUAGUUUUACCAGCUGUGGAAACAGCCGCAGAAACAGGCUCAGGUGCAGAGCAGCCAUCUGGAGAGGGGGAGGCUUCUGGGGAAGCGGGUGAUGUGGUUGACCUUUCUGGAGAGGUUGCUGUUACAGUUUUACCAUCUGUAGCAGCUGUUGGAGAGCACACCACCCUCACCACACACAUCGACCUCAGAGCCCAGCACACCCACACCCUCCACACAUCCCUUCCUCGCUGCCACAGACGACCACACCCCCACGCUCCACCGAAGUCCUACAGAGAGCAGACUGAGAGGCCCACCACAAGUUCCACCAAGUAUGUAAGCCAGUCAGUGCUCUCCACCACAUCGCCCUUGUACACUUUUGAUCAAAGCACCCACUCGGUCCCCCAGUGGGCUCUGUCUCCCGACCCGGCUGCCACUCCUCUCCCAGACGACGAAUUUGUGGACUAUGACAAAGAGAUCGCCCCUUCUCUGGUGAAGGUACCAGAUGAGACCGUGGCCACAGAGCAGCCAGAGACCGGCACUGACUCAGCUUAUUCUGUGGAGGCCAGCACUGUGAAUAUUAGAGAUCUCCUGCCGUGCUCAGUCAGUGAGUGUCAGAACGGAGGCUCCUGCUACAAGAAGGGAGCACAAAACAUCUGCGUGUGUGCACCUGGAUACACUGGACAGCACUGUGAAACGGAUGUUGAUGAGUGCCAGUCUAACCCGUGUCUGAACGGAGCCACCUGUCUGGACGGAGUCAACUCCUUCACCUGUCUCUGCCUGCCGAGCUACGCAGGAGAGCUCUGUGAACAAGACACUGAGGUGUGUGGAUUUGGUUGGCAGAAGUUUCAGUCUCACUGCUAUAAGUACUUCACACACCGUCGGACCUGGGAUGCUGCAGAGAGGGAGUGUCGGCUGCACGGCGCCCACCUGACCAGCAUCCUGUCACAGGAGGAGCAGCUGUUCGUCAAUCGUCUGGGCAGUGAUUAUCAGUGGAUCGGCCUGAACGACAAAAUGUUUGAGAGGGACUUCAGAUGGACGGACAGCAGACCAAUGCAAUAUGACCACUGGAGGCCGAACCAGCCGGACAGCUUCUUCCAGUCAGGAGAGGACUGUGUGGUGAUGAUCUGGCACGAGGACGGACAGUGGAACGACGUGCCCUGCAACUAUCACCUGACCUUCACCUGCAAGAAGGGAACAGUGUCCUGUGGGCAGCCGCCUGUGGUGAAGGAUGCUCGGGUGUUUGGGGCCAUGAAGCCUCGAUACGAGAUCAACUCCCUGCUCCGCUACCACUGUAAACAGGGCUUCAUCCAGAGACACGCCCCCACAAUUCGCUGCCGGGCCAACGGCCAAUGGGACGCACCCAAAGUCACCUGCACGAGCCCCGCAACUUACCACAAGUCAUUUACUCUGCGGCGCCACAACAACCAGAACAACGAGCAGCAGAACAGACUCUACAACUAUCACAUUCAUCAUCACACCAAGAGUCAUCAGAAACACACUCAAACCCAAGAGCAGCAGCAGACUUACAGCACCCUGCAGAACCUCUGGAUCCCUCUGCAGAAUCGAGUCCAGCAGUUUUUCAGGGAGAAGAGGGAGGUGCCGGUCCACACACACAAUAACGAGGAUCAGAUGAGACACUGAUUGGGUUUGUGGUUUUUAAUAAAUCAGCUUCACAGCGGCAGCCAAUCACAGCAGGCGGGCUGUGUCAGUGCAGAGGCAUCGAUAGACAGACAAAUGUACUGAACUGUCUAUCAAUGUCUCUGAGGAGGAGGAGGAGGAGGGAGACGUUUCACCAGUACAUUGUCCACAAACACUCCAGGAUCUGAACCGUAACACUAGUGAGAGUUUAGUCAGUUAGCUCAGAUUAUAUCAGAUCUCUCUGCAGCGUCACAGUGCAAACAGGAGGUCUGGUGCAUUAAUGGCCUCACUGUGUGGUCAGUUUAACAGUCAACCACACGGGUGGUCUGUGAAACUGAGUGAGUCAUCACACUUAGAUUCUGUGUUGAGUUUGUCUGAACACAGUUUAACCCAGAGCCUUCUGUGGGAUCUUACUGUGAGGGUGCCCUGUGGAGUUGAACCAUCAGUUAUGUUUCCAUUCACUGUCUAUUCCUUUAUCAGAAAGCAUCAGUAAAGCACAUUUUAUAAAGCUAGAGCUAAUCUACUAGCAUGGCUAUUAGAGAGAUAUGAACAUCUGCUUACGCGUCUUUGUAUCAGCUCCUGUUCUCCAGCGAGCAACCAUCAUCUUUCUCACCUUUGUUGGUGUCUUGCUGCAUUUUUACCACGUUAACUCCAGCAGGACUCUGCAUCACAUCACACACAACAUGUCGCUCCGUAGCACCACCGGUGAUCGACAACUCCACACGGCACCUUUAAUUUUUUUAAUACACGGCACAUACAGAACCAGCAGUGUAGUGUCUCACUACCAGAACACAAUACUCACUGAAAUCUGUGGUUUAUUUUUCUAUGAGUUAGUCCAGUAGUUUUGAUGAUAAAGAGCAUGAAUUCAUCAGUUUAAAUUAUUAUCGCAGAACAGUUUCAGUUUGUCCACACUCCGUUCAUGCUGCUUAUUAUGACCCUUUUUUUACUGGUUGAUUUCCCUUGUAGAUUUUUUGUACAAAAUGUUUUAGCAUAGAAAAGGUUUUUAAAGGAGAGGGGAGAUUUAAAGGGCGGCACACAGAGCUAAAGAGCAGGUGGUAGAUUAUUAUGAAUGUGUGGUGUGUGUGGCUAUUAAUCAUAGGAUAUAUAAUAUAGAUACUAUAUGAAGCCAUAUGAAUUUAACUUAUUGUAUACUUUAAAACUAUGAAUGGACUGUGAUAUUAAAUAAAGGUCAUUGGAACUGAAGUGAUUCUGUUAAUGAUGACUUCCUUGCUGUUUACAGAGUCUGUUCGUGUUGUUUCAGAGAACAUCUGAUCAUUUUCAGUCGGCGAUGCUGCCGUCGCAGAUGUUCGCUGCAUUUGUUUUAGCGACGUUAGUCGAGCUGUUGAUGCUUUUAACUGUGCUGUGACUCAAAAUCAACCCAACAGAUCCACCACCAAAAUGCUCCUGGUUAUUACUGAACAUUUUCCACAUGGUUGAGUUGAGUUUGGGGGUGUUCUCAGCUAGAUGUAGUUAUGUUGCUGUUUUGCUACAGAUCUGGAAACUGUGUUUUUAACCCAACAAAUAAGGGAAUGUGAAAAAUACACAAGAUUUUUUUAUGUGAUCCUUAUGCAUUUUAACUUCUUUUUCCAUGUUCUUCAUACAUUUUUCUUUUUAUAUACUGUUUGUCAAUGUAUAUGCAUUUUUAAAGUCUUUUCUACUCCAUGUGGUUGAUGGGGUUUACUGUGUCUGUGGCACAAGAGCUUAUUUUUGUGUAAUCAUUGUUUUUUCUUUCUUCAUUCAAGUUACUGUAAAAAUGUGCAUCAUCCUGGUUUCAGUGUCAUUGUCAGCUGUUUGUGCAAUAAUAUGAACUCUUAUAACACAA
Messenger RNA from Lates calcarifer (barramundi perch), 7380 nucleotides. RefSeq names its product versican core protein-like. The record is from RefSeq and is a predicted model, not a curated record. Gene Ontology annotation, molecular function: hyaluronic acid binding; calcium ion binding. Gene Ontology annotation, biological process: cell adhesion. Lineage: Eukaryota; Metazoa; Chordata; Actinopteri; Centropomidae.